UUGCACAGUUUUUUUUAUUGUGUUAUCUCUGCACCUUUUUAAGUUAAAAUACAUGUUCUAAACACUUUUGCUUUUUAACACCCAUUGGAAAUUGUUGCUCCAAUUUCAUCAGAAGGUUUUGCUUUCUUAGCUACUUUCAUAAAUUCUGAGGCCACCCAAGUGUGUCUGUCAAUGCUGUUGCUAAAUUAGACUUGUACCUCGAUUUUUUUGGUUGUUGUUGUUGUUUUUUUGCUAAGACAUUUUUAUUUAAAAAAAAAAAAAAAAAACUUCGGUUGAUUAGAAUUGAGCCUCAAGGAAACAAUUCCAAGUCAUACUUUCCUCUCAGUCUUAUGCAUAUCUGUUUUUCAGUUGAGGCACAUUCAAAAGAAAAAAAAACAAAACAUUUCUUUAACCAAUCAGAUGUUCAGAGAUCUGCUUUAUACUAUCAGUAUUUGCACGGUGGCCUCAGAGAUUCAAAAGAACAAAGCUGCUAGAUAUUUGAUAAUCGGUCAACCCCGGUUUUUAGUGUCCACUUCUUUUACCGUUCGAAUUUAGUCUCUUUAUUUUCUCCCCUCUCCUUUUUGGUUUUUGUUUGUUUGUUUGUUUGUUUGUUUUCCUCCCUGUUUUUAGAUCAUGUGUAGACCUUGGCCUUUCAUUUUCAUGAUUCAGCGAGGAGAGUUACUCCUCUCUCUCCCGCUCUAGCAGGAUCUUCAUUUACUCUCUUCAUCUUUCACGCUGCUCUGAUCCCCUGACGCUACCUUUAAAAACACACACACACACACACACACAAAGACAAACCCAGCGUGUGAUUUGACUUUUUUCUCCUGGUACGGAUCGUGCCCCCCCCCCGUCCCCACCCCGGGUGAUGCCGAGCGGCAGUAAAAGUGGGGGUGCGCCCGGCCCCACCUCUCCACCCCACGUGACCUCGCCUUCACGCCCCCUCCGACCCAGCCGCUAUGUGCCCGUCUCCGCGGCGACGGCCUUCCUGGUGGGCUGCACCACCCUCUUCUUCUGCUUCACGUGCCCCUGGCUCUCGGAGCAGUUUUCGGUCGCCGUUCCGAUAUACAACGGGGUUAUGUUCCUGUUCGUCUUGGCCAAUUUCUGUAUGGCCACAUUUAUGGACCCUGGCAUCUUCCCUAGAGCUGAGGAAGACGAGGAUAAGGAAGAUGACUUCAGGGCACCGCUGUAUAAGACGGUGGAGAUUCGGGGCAUUCAGGUGCGGAUGAAGUGGUGCUCCACCUGUCGCUUCUACAGGCCCCCCCGCUGCUCUCACUGCUCAGUGUGUGACAACUGUGUGGAGGAUUUUGACCAUCACUGCCCUUGGGUGAACAACUGCAUUGGACGGAGGAAUUACCGUUAUUUCUUCCUGUUCCUGCUGUCCCUGACGGCCCACAUCAUGGGCGUUUUUGGCUUCGGUCUUCUCUUCAUCCUCUACCACACGCAGCAGCUGGACCGCGUCCACUCUGCUGUCACUAUGGCCGUCAUGUGUGUGGCUGGGCUGUUCUUCAUCCCGGUCGCUGGCCUUACUGGUUUCCACAUCGUGCUGGUGGCACGAGGCAGGACCACCAAUGAGCAGGUGACGGGGAAGUUUAGAGGCGGCGUUAACCCUUUCACUAACGGCUGCUGGCGGAAUGUGUCACACGUGCUGUGUAGUUCCCAGGCGCCCAGGUACCUGGGGAGGAAGAGGAAGGCUCAGGCCGUGGUGGUGCAGCCGCCCUUCCUCCGCCCGCAGCUCUCUGACGCUCAGCUCGCCGCCAAGGUGCUCGACAACGGUAUCCAAGGCGACCUGCACAGGUCUAAGAGCAGCCUGGAGAUGAUGGAGAGUCAGUCUGCCGACGCUGAGCCCCCACCUCCCCCCAAACCAGAACUCAGAUAUCCUGGGCUGUCCCGAGGCCCCGGCAGCCACAGCGAAGAGAGCAGUCUGUUGAAUAAAGCUCCACCUACACCCACCAUGUUUAAGUACAGACCCACAUAUAGCAGCCCAGGAAAGAACCACACUGCCCUCACGCAUGCCUACGCCAACCAGAUGAGUCGUGGGGACAGUCUGAAGGAGUCUUCCUCCUCCUCUCUCCUCCAGUCCAGUCAGCAGCCUGGCUACCGCUCUGAGCCCAGCCUGGACGGCCGUGAGGGGGGAGGAGGAGGGGAACGGGGCGUGUCCGACAGACCCAGCGGGGCCCCCGGGGGACCGCCGGGCCCGGGCAUUCCCGGAUAUUCCCUGGGCGGUCGCUCGUACCCCUCCUUUUCCGACCCAACCGUGCUCUCUGGCGUGGCCUCACGGUCUUCCAGCGUGCGCUCUGCCCACAACGCCCCGCCCUCGGAAGCUACCACUUCCACCAGCUACAAGAGCCUAGCCAAUCAGACGCCUCCGCCCCCUCGCAACGGCAGCCUAUCCUACGACAGCCUGCUUACGCCUUCGGAGAGCCCGGACUUCGAGCCGGCCGGCCAGGAGAUGUCGCCGGGGCGAACGCGCACGCCCGUGCAAGGCUACAGCUCGCCUUUCCUGUCCGCUCAAAUCGCUCAGCAGAGGGAGGCGGAGCUUCACCAGCCCUCCGCCCCCUCCGCAUCGCUGCUCUCCUCUCCGCAUCGCGCCGCUUACCUGCGCGGCUCCGCCUCCUCCCCGCCCCCCGGGCCGGAGAGGGAACGCCUCCUGCAGGACCCCGCCCAGCCCACGCCCCCCCCCCACCACCAUCACCACCACCACCACCACCACCAUCACCACCACCACAGCUCCAGGCCCCCCCGCUUCUCUCGGCCCCCCCUCCUGUCCGACUCGGGCCCCCCUCCGCCCGCGUACCCGUACCGCACGCGCUCGACCGACACCCCUCUGCCCCCCUCCACGCACCCACCUCGUUCCCCCCACCCGCCCCCGCUAGGCAAGUCCCUGUCCUACUCCAGUGCCGCUGCUGCCGAGAUGCAGUACCGCCUGGUGCGCAAAGCCUCUGCCUCCGCCGGGGGAGGGGGCAUCCAAGCGCCAAAGGACGAGGUUCAGAUGAAGUCCUAUAGUCGAACAAACGGGCAACCCAGAUCUCCUCUUUCUCAAUCUCCUUCUUCCUCUACCCCUUCCUCCCCCUCUCACCCAAUCAGCCUCUCCACUCGCCCGGGACAGGCCUAUCCCAGCGCUGCUUCUUCUCAGAGCCCCGCCCAUAAGCCUGGGGGUGGGGUGAAGAAGGUGACGGGCGUCGGAGGGACCACUUACGAGAUUUCAGUCUGAAAUGAUGGGCGGCCGCUUCGACCAAUGGGGGACCUAGGGCGGGAUCACAUACUGCCUAACCCUUAAGGAGAGUAGAGCCUUACUAUUGGAGGAGAGAGAUACCAUGUGUGUGUGAUGGACUUUUAUUUACACACAAGAUGGAGACUCUUUAUUCUCUCCUAAAGUGAUGGACUCCAUAUUUCUCCUUUAUUUUAAUAUCAGAACAGAAAUUGGGGCAAAACAGAAAAAAAAAAAAAUCUGUUCCUGUUAAGUGCUUGGUCAGCUAAAACCUAAUGACGGGGAGGACCUGAGUCACCUAGCCAAUCCCCUGUCUCUUUGAAGCAGGACUUCCUGAUUAUUCCACCAAUGAGGUGUUCUAAAACUGUAGGUGUGAAAAACGUGACUGGAUUGCCUUCGGAAAA
Molecule: messenger RNA, 3591 nt
Organism: Chanos chanos (milkfish)
Lineage: Eukaryota; Metazoa; Chordata; Actinopteri; Gonorynchiformes; Chanidae
Gene: zdhhc5a
Product: zDHHC palmitoyltransferase 5a
Biological process (GO): protein palmitoylation
Molecular function (GO): palmitoyltransferase activity
Source: RefSeq, a predicted model, not a curated record